AUGUCGCAACACAUUCAGCAACAGAUAACGCAAAACACGUGCAGGAAAAGAGCGCGUGAGAAAGAGUCAUCGACCUCAGUAUCAUCUGGAGUGAAUCUUGUCGAUCGUGUUCCGAAUCAUUUUACUAAAAUUCCUCGACCUCCGCCACCUUCUCAUCCACGAAAAUCCUCCUCUCGUCAACUUUGCAAGACCGAUCCUCCUAGACCGUCCUCACUCAUCACAACUCAACCGUUCAACCGCCUUACAUCCCAUCCUUCAUCCGACGCUGAAAUCCCCGUUCCUGACACCAGCCCACGACAAAUUCAUGCUCUUUGGACACUUGUCAUGCCGCCGAAGAAGGCUGCGAGUGGCAUACCCCAGAGAGUCUUACCGCGGAGAGGCGCGGCAGCGAGCAGAACCGCUAACCAAAAAACAGAAGUCGAGACAGCAAGCCGUCUGCAAAAUGUUGCAUAUGACGCCGCGACAGCCAUUUCUCAGAACACCACUAUGACUAAAGGCACCGCUAUUACCAAGGAUACCUCUGUCUCAAGGCUCACUGCGGUAGAGAAAUGGCGGCAAACUGUGCUCGUUCCUCGAGGCAUUGAGCUUGUCAAUAGUCCACUUUACGAGUCCGCCUUCUACCACUUCCAUUAUUUCGGAACCGAUGAAGAUCAGUGUCGGGAGUGGACACUCAAUCGUGUCGAAUCUGGGAAGAAUGAGGAUAUGGUGUUCUUGCGUGGAGGGCCCGAUUUUAACACGAACAUCGCCCGACAAUACAAGGAAAUGGCCUCUCGUCGUCUCUGUGAAGAGGAGUUUGCUACCCUUGCCAAAACAAAGUUGUUUACAACACCGGACUUCCUUCCGAUCGAAGGAGAAGCCAAGGGAUGGAAGGCUCAAAGGACGAUUCAGCUCUAUACGCAGCCUGAUUCCAGCAAGGAUUCGCUUUGGGGCCCACCACCAUUGCUCAGUGGAGAGGAAUAUUCCGGCAAAGAUUUUAAUCUCAGGCCGGACUGCGCAUAUUGGCUCUCCAUUCAAUCGUUCUCGGAGAGCAACAGAGGGCUGGUCAGUAUGGCCACCUUCACUGUCGAAGAUAGGGACACCACCCCAUACCUGACCAUUGAAUUCAAGAAAAGCGAAAGCACUGUCGAACAGGCGAUCAAUAAGGCCAUUGCCGCGUCUUCAUUGGCACUCUUUAAUCGGUUUCGCUUGAAAGAGAAUAGUCUGAGAGCUGCAAAGAAGAACUGGAAUCCGAACCAUUUUGAUCAAAUACGGCAUUAUAUGAUGACCUUUACUGGGCCUAAGGCUAUCAUUUGGCUUGUAAAGCUCAAGUUGUCAGCCGCAUCUGAUGAAAGCUGCUCUAAAGUUACUUGGAACGGCUGCGAGGCGGUAAGGCUGUUACAGUGUGACUGUAAGUCCGCCGGAGGUGUUGGUGACCUGGUCGACUACAUUAACGCGAUUCAUCGGUGGGGUUUGGUACAUGGCGCAUAUUGUAGACGAGAUGUCAAAAGGAUCAUAUUAACAGCAGGAGGGUUCGAAAAACGUGUCUCUGAUCUGUUUGACCCUGAUGACCCGAUUGAGGAUGAGGAAGAUGGGCAGGCUAUGAAGACCAAAGAGUGA
Messenger RNA from Rhinocladiella mackenziei CBS 650.93, 1596 nucleotides. RefSeq lists its product as uncharacterized. Bases 1 to 1596 code for a protein of 531 amino acids. The transcript has a single exon. NCBI's taxonomy places the organism in Eukaryota, Fungi, Ascomycota, Eurotiomycetes, Chaetothyriales, Herpotrichiellaceae. The record is from RefSeq and is a predicted model, not a curated record.